UAAAGGCUUCUGUAUUUUUAUAUUUAAAAUCAAAAAAGUCUUAUUGAAAACUGACAUAGGGGGGACUGUUUUGUUUAGAAUUGUGUCCAUAUCCUAUCUAUAUUUUACAUUUCUAUAUUGCACCUGUGCCAGGGUGAUAUCUUGAUUGCGCUGUUCAUAAAUUUGACGCAAAUUGCCUAAUUUAGAACCGCGGGCACUUGCUCGCAUAAAUAUCUAAGCCGCAUUAUUUGUUUUCAAAACAUUCGGCUGGUCCCACUCAUUUUUCGUUUGGUUUUUCCGCUCAUUCUACUCUCUUCGUUUGGGAGAAUUUUCCUCGAAAUAGUUUUACCCCAGUUGAAUUUUGGCGCCCGCGUUGAUCGGUUGUGCAGUCGGUAAAAUCAUUCGUGGUUUGGCUUUUGGAAAAUGUGCCUUGCAAAGUCGUGGGUUUAUUUUUAGCCAACGUGGUGAUUUCCACACUCGCAGUGCUCCAAAUCGGAUUGAGAAUCGACAACCGACAAAUUAAUUGCACAUCCUCAGGCUCUAAGGUCAAUCGACAAGAAGGGAGAGUUCCAGCAGCCGUGGAAUCGGUUAUAUAAUCCAUGAAAGAUAAAAAUGCCCAGCAAACUUCAUAGGAAAAGUUCUCCCGGAGGGGGAGGCGGCGGAGGAGUGGGCGGGGCGUCCAGCGUUUCCUCUACACCAAGCAAUCAGCCCCGGAAACGAGUGAAACGCUGUUGCCGGAACUUCUGCACCUUCAUGUGUACCCAGGUUGGCGUGGGCGCCCUGAUCGUGAUAUAUGCCAUCUGCGGAGCCUUCGCCUUCAUGCACAUAGAGCGGCAGUUUGUGGACGAGACCAGUGGCCAUGUGAUGGAGCUACGCAGGAGGUGCUCCCAGCAGCUGUGGAACAUCACGGAGGAGCACAAUCUCAUCGAUCGCCCUCGCUGGACGGAGGCCACGAAUGCGGUUCUGCGGGACUACCAAGCGCAAAUAGCCGGGGUCGUCAAGCACGGCUAUGUGGGCCGUAGUCCCGACCAAAUAUGGAGCUUUCCGGCGGCCCUCAUGUUCUGCCUGUCGGUGAUAACUAUGAUCGGCUAUGGCAACAUGGUGCCCAGAACUCCGUGGGGCAAGGGAUUCACCGUGAUCUACGCCACUUUCGGAAUACCCCUGUAUAUCCUGUACUUCCUGAGCAUGGGACGAGUGCUUGCCCGCUCGUUCAAGUUCCUGUACCGCUCCAUGCACGACUGCACCCAGGAGCAUCCGCACGCAGAUCGCCUCGACGCCCUCGAGGGAGGUGUGACCAUGGCCCGCAAGAAGGUCAUUGUGCCGUCCACCGCCUGCCUGUGGGUAAUAUUCUUCUACGUCCUCACCGGCACAGUGAUGUUUGCCAAUUGGGAGAAGUGGAGCUUCCUGAACAGCUUUUACUUCUGCAUGACGUCGCUGUGCAAGAUUGGAUUUGGGGACUUUGUGCCGGGUGCCUCGCUGACCACCUCAGCGGAUGUGGAUGCGGCGUCACACAAGCUGCAGGAGGACAUCGCCGCCGAUCCUGCCGAGCUGGCCCAGUUGCAGUCCGUGGCCGCCGACCAGCACUCAAAGCUGGCCAUUAACUUCGUUUACAUGCUGCUGGGCAUGGGCCUGGUGGCCAUGUGUCGCAACUUGAUGCGCGAGGAGGUGCGCUUAAAGGCGCGAGAGAUGCGCGAAGACGCCAAGUUGUGCAUGGAGGACACACGACUGCGCUUUGUCGGCUGCUGCGGGAAUCCGCGGGAUGCCUACCAGGACGAUUACUACUAGGAUAACAAAUAGGCAGACGUGAGGGGCUCUGAGCGGAUAGUAUAUUAAGUUUAGCUGGCGUUUUGAUUUACCUUUGUUACUAAGCUACAAAGAUAUAAAGGUGUGGAAUGAGAGUUUAACAAAUGUUUUAAGAUUUAUCCAUUAUUAAUACUACGGGUUCUUAGACAAGCCAUUCCCUUCAAAUUUUCUUUAAAUUUUCAAGGAAGGUUCGGAGAUGUAUUAUUUAGAAUUCAUAUUUACAGGGCUAGUAAUUUCACUCGGAUCAGAGAAUUUAUUGAAUUACUUGAUUCCAAACAUAUAUUAUUUCAAUUAAUCGUUAUGUUCCUUAAAUUCCCAUAUUAAACCCGUUUAUUCUAUACUCAGUCAAAGCAUUUGCAAUCUUUCUUCAGAAACCAUUGCAAAGAAGCAGUCAGAAGAGGGAUUUUAUACUUACAUAUAUUCUCUGACAAUUCGAGGGAGGUUUUAAUACCAGGUUUUGCGUGUGUGCUGUGCAAAUAAUGCUGCGAUAGGUGUUUCGGUCAUCCAUUCUGCCACGCAAGUAAUCCCCUCCGAUCCGAUC
Drosophila gunungcola (fruit fly) is the source of this 2323-nucleotide messenger RNA. Its product is annotated as TWiK family of potassium channels protein 18. The coding region runs from base 592 to 1764 and encodes 390 amino acids. Gene Ontology annotation, molecular function: potassium ion leak channel activity. NCBI's taxonomy places the organism in Eukaryota, Metazoa, Arthropoda, Insecta, Diptera, Drosophilidae. Gene Ontology annotation, biological process: potassium ion transmembrane transport; stabilization of membrane potential. Gene Ontology annotation, cellular component: membrane. The record is from RefSeq and is a predicted model, not a curated record. The transcript has a single exon.